Molecule: messenger RNA, 1326 nt
Organism: Babesia ovata
Lineage: Eukaryota; Apicomplexa; Aconoidasida; Piroplasmida; Babesiidae
Product: methyl-accepting chemotaxis, putative
Exons: 4
Coding region: 1-1326 (441 amino acids)
Source: RefSeq, a predicted model, not a curated record
AUGGAUAAUGAUGGGCUGGAAACAGAGGUAGCUCAAGAGGUACCGUCAGUCGACCUUUUCGCCGGCGAAUCUGAUUACGACGAUGAUGUGUACCGGGCAAAUCAAGUCACUAGCGGUGACGUACCGGCUGAUGUGUCCACAUACACCCAGAAGGCUGCGAAGAAGGGAUCUCUUUUGAGUUUGGACCACCUAUGGCACAACGCAUCGGACCCUACGUAUGAGGCACCUAGGGAGCGCAAAAACGUUUUGUGGGACUUUUUGGUUUACCACAAUCUCAGAGAGGAGCGAGAGGGUCGCUACAUGGCGUCAGUGCAGCAGUUGGAGACAGAAGCCGUGCUCGCCAUUAAGAAGGCCAAGGUAGCAAUACUGACUGAGGUGUCUGAGGGUGCCCAUGAUGGACUAUUUGCUAAUGAUGUGGCGGAAGCUUUCGAUAACCAGGUCACCAAGCUUGUUCACCGCUUUCGCCUAAAUUCCAUGGAUGGAUCGCCGUUGUUUUCCAGGAUGAAUGACGACGUGGACGGUGCUGAACAAAAGGUUGCCCUUUACUCUUACCUACGGAAGAAUGAAGAGUUUUGUAAGCUCAAAUCCAAGCUGGCUGCUAUUAGAACGGCGAAAAAGCGUCUUAUAUCGUCUUCUCUCAUUCGUCUGCUGAGUUCGGUGGACGGGUUACGUGGCAGGGUAGUAUCUGGUCUCUUCGAGCCAAAUUCGCGCGGUUUCAAAAGAGUAACGCUUACACGGUUUUUACGCCACCUAGACAAGAUUUCCAACCGUUCAGAAUUUGCCGGGGAGUACAGGUUUGACUUACUAAAAACGUACGUACAGAAUAGGGAGGAUUUUGAGGCGUUCAUCCAGCACAACGCAACAUUUGCCGAGAACAGCGAUGAUGCAAUGCAUUUUGGGGACUUUGUCAACCAAUUUACUCCAGACUACAAGGAUUUGGAUUUGACAUCCUCUGCUCCGAGAACUGGUGAAGAGCGUCGUGAUAGUUCUGCACACGGUGAUCGGGAGGAACCACCUUCGUAUGAUCACAUGAGGGACUUUAUGAACGCAACUCCACCAGACGAUAUCAUGAUGCCCCCAGAGGAAUUCGACGAACCCAUGUAUUCAGACGAGUCACAUUCGCCUCCUGAUGAACCGGAGGAGCCGUCAGUGGCUGCAUCGAAUGAAGUGCCACAAGCUAAACAAUCGCAACCCGAUGUAACACAUCCAAACGAUGACGACGCACAGCUUAAGCUCUUGGAGGAGGCCCGAAAAAGAGCCGCUGAAAUUCUUAGGAAAAAGCGACUCAGCCGUGUGAACGUGUCAUCAGAAUCUGGCACGGGUUAG